CAAGCGGAUACAUAUAACCUUAAUCUACAGAAACAGGAAUCACUAAAGUUUAUAAAAGUCCAAAAAUUUCCAGCUUUGGCAUAACUUAAUAUUUGUUCGAGCAAGAGUGCCCUUACUAGUUUUGGAGCUUUGAUGGGCCGCUAGUGCCCUAGUGUGACUGGUGCAUCUGUCGGUAGAGGAUUCAAAUAUAGUAAGUACCUAAUUUUUGUAUGAAGUUCACCUAAUUGAUACGAGGGUAUACUUCUCACAUAAUAAAUUCUGGUCGAAAAAUCGCCUGGGUAGAAAGUAUCCAACAUUUUUCAAGAGAAGAUGUUCCAAUCAGGAUGCAAUUAAUAAUCAAACUAAGGAACAUGGUGAAGAUAUUGCAACCACAUAUGUGAUAUGUAGAAAAGUAUUCUCUGAGAUAAGUACUAGAAGACUUCGUUUAGCCGUUGAGGGACCAUCAUCCUUGUGGGCAGACAAAAAACCAAGCACUUGCAGUGAAAUGAAGCCAUCAAAAGAUAUUGGCAAAUCCUAUAGAUUUUGAUUUGUGGGGUCUUCUACAAAAGGCAAUUAGGGAUAGGAUUAGCUUUAGGACCAUUUUUUCUGUCCUCAAAAUGAUGAUACUUGACACUUUUCUUUUUUUUUGGCUCUGUUUCACAGAGAAUGCAACUGCUGUAUCUCUGUUAAUCCUAAACAACAGGUAUUCCAAGAUUAAUGUGUAUUCUCAUAAAUCACUAAAGACAAAUGAAAGGUUAAAUCAAGUCAUCACACCAAAACUUAAUCUGGAUAAAACUUUUUGCAUUAUUCCCUGAUGAGUGGCAAAUGUUGCUUGCAGACGGAUUAAGGUAGCCUUUAUCUGCUACAAACAAGACUUGAUUUGUUCUGAUUUUGCCUCUUUCUGUUGAAAGGAUGGAGGGAAAUCCUAACCAUAUGCUUGAACAUAGGUGAAAGAAUAAGUUAUGCACUAAAAAGUGAAUAAGAAAGCUUAAAGAAGGGCUUUUAGGGUGAAUCUGAGCUUGAGAAUCUAGCUAGGGCCUAUUUGAUCUCUCACAAUCUGUCUGUUGUGAGUUCUUCACAGCACUCUCUUAUCUCUAUGUGUUCGACAUUUGUUACUUCUAUUGAACUGAACCCCCUCUUCCGAACUUGUACAAGUUUUGUGAAAGAAAAUGGUUCGACACGAAGUUAACAGUCAAAGUUCAACCCUGAAUAAAAAGAAAGAUUAUCCUAGGAUCCCACCAAUAGCCAAAAAUAAAAUAAAAAAUUCAAUAGAUAAGGCGUAGCAUGUAAACUAGAGAAGGUCCAAGGUUUAAGAGAAGUUGCCAUUGAAGCUAGAAAGAGCUAUAUCUUGCUCUAAUUUUAAUGGGCUGGAUUGAGUUAGUUGGUUUCACGCGAAGAUUAAGCUUUUCUUGCCUCGGGCAAAAUUACUUUAUAUAUUAUGAAUAUUUUGGUCACUCUUCUUACUAGUGUUGGGGAGUUUUCCAAGUUGAAUAUAAUUCCUUAGCAAUUGAACUAAUGUCAAGUCUGUCCGUAGUCCAAAUGUCCAAUACUCCAAUAUCUUGGCAUUUUCAAGAAGACAAACCGUGACCAUUACUGUGAUGUGACUCCCAUUUGUCAGCUAGCAACCUUGUCCCACUCAGCUAGGAAGCUUGUCAGCUGCUUCCCUUAGAGUGCCAUGUAAUGGAAGUAAACAUGCUCAGUGAUUCACAGAACACCAAGUCACACUAUGGCUCCUCCAACUCCAAGACUAGUAAUCCCCAUAGACCUAAAGAAGAAGCCAUGGGAACAAAAGUUGCCACUCCACAACCGUUGGCACCCAGAGAUACCUCCUGUAACUGAGAUUAAAACAGGGGAGAUGUUCCGAAUUGAGAUGGUUGAUUGGACAGCAGGCGCUAUCCAAGAUAAUAACUCUGCAAUUGAUGUAAAAACUGUUGAUCUAUCCACUGUCCAUUAUCUCAGUGGGCCAAUAAGAGUAGUUGACACAGAUGGAAAUCCUGCUGAACCAGGUGACCUCCUUGCUGUUGAAAUAUGCAACUUAGGGCCUCUCCCUGGAGAUGAAUGGGGUUUUACAGCAAUAUUCGACAGAGAGAACGGUGGAGGAUUUCUAACAGACCAUUUUCCCCGUGCAACUAAAGCUAUUUGGUAUUUCGAAGGCAUAUAUGCCUACUCACCUCAUAUACCAGGUGUAAGAUUUCCUGGUUUAGUUCAUCCUGGAAUAAUUGGAACAGCGCCUUCAAAAGAACUACUCAAUAUAUGGAAUGAGAGGGAAAGAAAGCUCGAAGAAACUGGUCCCCAGUCUCUCAAAUUAUGUGAGGUCUUGCAUUCUAGACCAUUGGCUAACCUACCUUCAACAAAAGGGUGCAUUCUUGGCAAGAUUCAAGAUGGAACUGCUGAGUGGAAUAGAAUUGCCGAUGAGGCUGCAAGAACAAUACCUGGACGUGAAAAUGGAGGAAACUGUGACAUCAAAAAUCUCAGCAGAGGUUCAAAAAUAUACCUUCCAGUAUUUGUAGAAGGAGCAAACCUCAGUACUGGUGAUAUGCAUUUUUCUCAAGGUGACGGUGAAGUAUCAUUUUGUGGGGCAAUUGAGAUGAGUGGCUUCCUAGAGCUCAAGUGUGAGAUUUUAAGAAACGGAAUGAAAGAAUAUCUCACUCCAAUGGGACCCACACCACUACAUGUGAACCCAAUUUUUGAGAUAGGGCCCAUGGAACCAAGAUUCUCAGAGUGGUUGGUGUUUGAGGGCAUCAGUGUAGAUGAAAGUGGACAACAACACUAUCUUGAUGCCAGUGUUGCAUACAAGCGUGCAGUACUAAAUGCAAUUGAUUACCUCUCAAAAUUUGGCUACUCAAAGGAACAGGUUUAUCUUUUACUUUCGUGCUGUCCCUGCGAAGGAAGGAUUUCAGGAAUUGUUGAUGCUCCCAAUGCUGUUGCCACCCUUGCCAUUCCAACUGCUAUUUUUGACCAGGAUAUUCGCCCAAAGGUCAAUAAAGUGCCCCUUGGGCCAAGACUUAUGAGGAAUCCAGGAAUUCCGCAAUGUACUUAUGAUGGAAACCUGCCAAUCACCAAGAAUCCUUCGCUCCAUCAACAAGGGAGCAGCUGCGACAUGGAUGCUAGUUCUUGAGCUGGGGAUGUGCAUGUACAGCUACUGAAGGAAGAUAAGACCAAAUUGAAAGAAGCAAACCUGAGAUGCAUAAAGCCUAACUAGGCAUUCUAAGCAUCUAAAGAUGAAGACAAGUUCUUCAAAAUGUAAUAGCUUGGUAUCAACAGUGAGACCAUAAAUAAUUUUUGAAUCGUAACACGGUAAACUUCAUACUAGGACUAAUCAUCCUAAUGUUGCUGCCUUUCGUGAAUUUUAAGUUAAUAAAUUGCUUAAUUUCAAUA
This is a messenger RNA of Solanum tuberosum (potato), 3357 nucleotides long. RefSeq names its product formamidase-like. Lineage: Eukaryota; Viridiplantae; Streptophyta; Magnoliopsida; Solanales; Solanaceae. Gene Ontology annotation, molecular function: hydrolase activity, acting on carbon-nitrogen (but not peptide) bonds, in linear amides. The coding region runs from base 1706 to 3097 and encodes 463 amino acids. The record is from RefSeq and is a predicted model, not a curated record. The transcript has 7 exons.